Molecule: messenger RNA, 648 nt
Organism: Pseudogymnoascus destructans
Lineage: Eukaryota; Fungi; Ascomycota; Leotiomycetes; Thelebolales; Thelebolaceae
Exons: 3
Coding region: 1-648 (215 amino acids)
Source: RefSeq, a predicted model, not a curated record
AUGGCCUACUCAUCACUGCUGUUAGAUCAAGUGCUUUCUCACAUCCACGAGCGUACAUCGCAACAGGAGUUUAGAAGAGUGGAGGCAAUGCAGAUCCUAAACUCGUUAACCUCGUUCUUAGCAUCUUUCGAGGGUGAAAAUAACGCCCUGCAAACUCUUUCGAAUAGUUCCCUAGCAAUAUGCAGAAGUGCUAUGCUGGAAGUCCUGGAAUUCGGAUCUAAGGUUGAGCCACUGGAUAAUGAGUACUCUGUGGGGGUCAUCGAGGAGAGGUCAGGCUCCUAUUCAUGCUGCACCGUUCAGCUGGAGGAGGGCCGUACUGAUGAGCUGAUCAAGGAUGCAAAGGAUGUCCUGCUGAGCUGCGGGGGUCAUUGGCUGGAGGAGAGGUCAGGCUCCUAUUCAUGCUGCACCGUUCAGCUGGAGGAGGGCCGUACUGACGAGCUGAUCAAGGAUGCAAAGGAUGUCCUGCUGAGCUGUGGGGGUCAUUGGCUGGAGGAGAGGUCAGGCUCCUAUUCAUGCUGCACAGUUCAGCUGGAGGGCCAUACUGACGAGCUGAUCAAGGAUGCAAAGGAUGUCCUGCUGAGCUGCGGGGGGUCAUUGGCUGGAGGAGAGGUUAGGCUCCUAUUAAUGCUGCACCGUUCAGCUGGAUGA